This is a messenger RNA of Phyllopteryx taeniolatus (common seadragon), 4195 nucleotides long. RefSeq names its product scavenger receptor class A, member 3 (gene scara3). NCBI's taxonomy places the organism in Eukaryota, Metazoa, Chordata, Actinopteri, Syngnathiformes, Syngnathidae. The record is from RefSeq and is a predicted model, not a curated record. The transcript has 12 exons. The coding region runs from base 438 to 2249 and encodes 603 amino acids.
CUCCCUCUGAAAGUUGCACAUGGAUUCAUUCUGCAGAGGUUUUUAGUCUCCUCAGGCUGUUGAUGGGAGAGGGAUGAGAGCACAGAGCUCCAAUCUAAGGCACUUUUAGCACUUUGAACACCAUUAUUGUAAUUCACCUAAAGAUCAGACCACUAUUAAACUACACGUACACAUGUUUUUGUCUAUUUUAAGAUGCAAAUGAAUUAGCUUGUUUUGCACCAUAUUUUAAACUCUGGCAGAACAUUGAGGAGCUUUUGGACUUUCACCAUUUUUUUCUUUGUUUUUUGGGACUUGGAAAAUGAAUGUCAAUUCCUCAACCUGCUGACCGCUUUGACCCGUGCACUUGUUUUGCGGAAAGGAGCCGAGGAGGCUGCGACAUCACCACUACCACAACCACGAGCGUCAAGCUGAGCAUUAGUGAGCCCAAGUGAGGGACCAUGAAAGACAGCUAUGGAGGAUAUGAGAACCAGCUUUUCAAAGAGGAGGAGUUCAAUGGCGAGGAGGAGGAAAUACCUCCUUUUAGAGGUCGCACUCGAGGAGGUUGUGUGAGGUGCCAGCUGAGCCAUUCCCUCCAACUGGCUGUCAAAGUCCUAUACGCAUUAGUUGCAUUCCUGAUCAUCACUGUCGUAGUGCUGGCCUCGCUAGUGUUUAGGAAGGUUGACUAUUUAUCUGAGGAAGAGUCAGUCUAUGACAAGAAAAUCACCAGGGCACAGAAAGUCAUAGACGAAAUCAGUAACUGCUCCAGCUGUCUGGACGUGACCCUGUACAGUGAGGAGAUAAAUCGACUCAAGCAGGAGUUCGAGGACAUCCAGAAAAUGUUACUGGGACAAGAGCAGGUCCUGGACCAAGCCUCUCAGACACAGACCAAGCUAACAGGCACCAGCAAACAGCUGAGCACAGAUAUGCAAAACCACGUCAUCUCAAUCAAAUUUCUCAACCAGUUGCUGGUGGGAUACCAAGACCAGGUGGAAGGUUGGAAGGACGUGAUAGAGGAAACGGAAGAGAGAAUGAAAACUUUGACAGAGGAUCAGUAUGACGUUAAAGCUACUGCCCAGCAAAUCAACACAACAGUGGCACUUAGCACUAUGUGGAUUGAUGCUCUGCAGAAAAAAUCAGAUGAGGAGACUCUGGUCCUCCAGAAGUUGACCAACGACUGGCAGAACUACAGUCAAGUUUUGGGCACGAUUAAAGCCAACGCGAGCAGCAACAGCCAAAUGUUACGGUCCCUCCAAAACAGCAUCAUCGCCGACCACCAGAGAAUCUCCAUUUCCUCUGAGAUGUACUAUGAUCUCAGUCUGCAGGUGAUGAACCUGCAGGUGCAACUCGACAAUGUCACAUCUUUCAUGGAUGAACAUGAGGAGAACAUGCAUGACUUGCACUACCAUUCCAAAUACUACGAAAACCGGACUGGGGAACGUUUCUCUGCCUUGGACGGUCGUCUGAACUCCAUCGAGAUGGAGAUAGAUACGAUAUCAUCCAGCAUCAAUGCCACUGUCAGUCACGUCCAGAGCAUGUAUAAGUACAUCAACAUUGAGAGCUCCACCUGCCAGAGCCGCCUGAGCAGACAAAUGGAAGAUCUGCAGAACAUAAACAGCAGCGUCUUGUUACUUCUUAACUCAGCAGACACACUGAGGCAGCAGAACGUGUUGUUAAAUAUCCGUUUGGAUGUGGAUGUCAGGAACUUGUCCAUGGUGAUGGAGGAGAUGAAGUUGGUGGACACUCACCAUACACAACUGAUCAAGAACUUCACUAUAUUAAGAGGUGCUCCAGGACCCCCCGGCCCCAAAGGUAACCGUGGAGAGACUGGGUUAAAAGGACCUCUUGGACUGACCGGGGGCAAAGGUGAUAGAGGCCCAAUAGGUAGCCGUGGAUUGCAAGGAGAAAAGGGCUCUUCUGGGCCCAAAGGUGUGCCUGGUCAAUCCGGCCCUAGUGGCAAUAAAGGACCGAUAGGUAACGCAGGGCCCAAAGGAGGCCCUGGUCAACCAGGACCACGUAGUGAGAAGGGCCAGAAAGGUGAUAUGGGUCCAAUUGGUAAAACUGGGGUUCCAGGACCAAGAGGUCCAUCAGGAAUCCAGGGUCAGACAGGACUACCAGGUAUAAUUGGACCACUAGGACCUAGAGGGAAACCAGGACCAACUGGGCCCCCUGGACCACCAGGAACCCCUGGACCUCCAGGAGCACAAUAUUCCAAUAAUCCAUCCAGCACACAGCAGAGAAGCCAACCUGCUGCUGGAGCCAAAAGACAGUAACGGGCUGGAAUUGGACGUGGACUCAAGUGAGUUAAAUGGAGCACAAAGAAACAAUUGAAGAAGAGUUUCUAAGAAAAAUAAAAAAAAAAGACCUACAGUAAUUAAAACUGGACAUUUGAAGAUGAUGAAGAUUCCCAAUAAUGGUAGAGAGCACUACCUACAGACUGAACAUCAUCUGACACCUUGCAUUAUUGUGUAAUAUAGGUUGCCUUCACCCACCUUGCCACGUCAGAAAAUAACAGAUGUUUUUUUCCAGGGUAAAACACACUACUAAGUGAUGAUGAAACAUCGCUGUUAUUAAACCCGAAUGUACUGACUGAAAAUGAAGGUUGUUUGUGCCAUGAGAAGGAGGGUUACUACUAACUUUAAACAAUGUAGUCUUCAUUCAUUAUCUAUAUGCAGACACACCUUUCUCUGAAGGAUGGCACUUUAAUGGUUCUAUAAUUGUAGAUGAGCAAUUUGUCAUUUUGUGGCUUUUCGGAGCAGGUACUCUGAAGAUGAAAUUUGCAUCUGUUGUGUUAAACAGGUGAUUGAAGAAUUUGAAAAUCAAGUUGUACAAUUCAUUUGAAGUCUCCAAUGGCCAUUAGCAGUUUACAAUACCGGUACUGCAUGUACAAUGUUGAGCUCAAACAUUGUCAUUUUUGCUAAAAUAUUUGUGGAAAUACAUACUGUAUUCUCUCACAGUGAACAAGAUUUGAAAGAUUGUAUUGUGUUGGUGUGAUAAAAAAGUGGAAUGUAGCCAGAUGGCAAUUCUCUUAGCAUAGUUUAUUACAUAAAAUGUAUUUUUAAAAAUUGCUGGUUAAAAGCAAGGGUAAAUACCACAAUUACUUGCCAAACUAUCCGAGACCAAGACUUGCCCGUGACCAGAGCUCACCAAGACAAUACCAAGACUUUUGGGAGUUGAGACCAAGUCAAGACCAAGAUCAAGACAAGUCAAGACCGAGACUAGACCAAGACUGAAACAAGCUGAGACCGUGAAAAGACCAAGAGCAUAAAAAUCCAUUUUAAAAACCAUGACCAUGACUCUUUCCAGAAAUAUUCAUUUCAAAAAGAUGGUGUUAAGUACAGUUAACGUUAGGUUACCUGUGUUUUUGUUUUCUUUUAAGAUGCCAGCUAAUAUUCAACUUCGUCCCCGCUGUUUCAGUGAGUUGAAGAUCGCAGAAUUUGUACCCCACAGAGUGUUUUCUUUUGCAUGUUGUUUUCCAUAUGAAGUCUUUAUGGCAGGGGAAGCCAAAUUUAAUUAUCGUUGCUUUGGCGGACAUGUCUUGCUCUGGGCUCCCCUUGCUCAGUUUCGUACUUACCUUUCACUUCCGCUUGCAUGCGCACCCCGAAGGUUGCAGUCAUUACGGGGAUGGUACGAGGUUAGCAAACAAAUGAAUUGCAGGUAUUUGUCAUUUUACUAAUAGUUUCUCCUUAUUUUCACAUUAAUGAAGUUGAAGAAUAGCAGAUCAGGGAUGGUCUUGACCGGUCUUGACGGAAAAUGCUGAGUCCGGCCAGUCCGAAACUGAGACGAGACCAACACUUUCAAAAUGUGGUCUCAGGACCAAGACUGGCCUCGAGUGUUACAACAUUAGUGUAGUGAACAAACAUGUCCUCUUUAUUUUGGUGUUAAUGGUAAGCUAAGAUUAAUCAGCUAACCUUUCACCACAAAUGCUGUAGAAGAAUACAUAGCAUUGGUUCUUGUUCGUCAAAUGAGAAUAAGCUCUGAAGUCUUUGUCAACUGACUAAAAAGUGCAUUGAUUGGUGUAUUACCACAGUUUGUACUUCUGCUGUUAUAGUAGAGUCAUCACUUUUCAUUUUACACGUGGAAAAGUAUUUUAUAUCAAAGAAAUAAAAAUACAGAUUCAUACUAUUUUUUAUUUUUUUAUAUAUUUUUUUUUAAAUAAAACUGAGUUUUGUCAUGAAAUGCAACCGGCUUGCAUUGAACAAUAAAAGUAGACAUUUAA